AUGCUGGGUGUGACUCCAUGGAGUUGUCCAGAGGAUUUCUGGUCGAGCCCCCAGCGUGACCACUGUGUUCCUAAGAAAACUGAGUUCCUCUCCUAUCAAGAGCCUCUGGGUAUCUGCUUGACAACCGCCUCAUUGCUGGGCACAUUUAUCUGUGCAUUUGGGAUCAGCUUUGUACUUUGUGUGUCAUGCAUCCUGGUUAAAACCAUGGUGGUUCUGGCAGUGUUCAAGGCCUCCCAGCCAGGAGGAGGAGCCAGCCUGAAGUGGUUUGGUGCUGUGCAGCAGAGAGGGACAGUUCUGGUUCUUACUUCUAUUCAAGCAACAAUUUGCACUACCUGGCUUGUCUCCUUCUCACCAGUGCCUUAUAAAAACACUCAAUACUACAAUGAUAAGAUAGUGUAUGAAUGUGUAGUCGGUUCUACAAUUGGUUUUGCAGUGUUAUUGGGUUACAUUAGUUUACUUGCUAUCCUCAGCUUCCUGUUAGCAUUUCUGGCAAGGAAUCUACCAGACAACUUCAAUGAGGCCAAGCUCAUCACUUUUAGCAUGCUGAUCUUCUGUGCUGUGUGGGUUGCCUUUGUUCCUGCUUAUGUCAAUUCUCCUGGCAAAUAUGCAGAUGCAGUGGAGGUAUUUGCCAUCCUGGCCUCAAGUUUUGGCCUUUUAGUGGCACUGUUUGGACCCAAAUGUUACAUAAUCCUGCUGAGACCUGAGAGAAACACAAAGAAAGCUAUCAUGGGUCGAGGUACCACAAAGUCAUAAAGCAGCACUUAUGAUACUAUCUGUACUUUACAUUCCUUUAAGAGUGAUCUACUUUUUAUUGUUCUUUUAACU
Sander lucioperca (pikeperch) is the source of this 825-nucleotide messenger RNA. RefSeq names its product extracellular calcium-sensing receptor-like. Gene Ontology annotation, cellular component: membrane. The coding region runs from base 1 to 753 and encodes 250 amino acids. The transcript is spliced from 2 exons. Lineage: Eukaryota; Metazoa; Chordata; Actinopteri; Perciformes; Percidae. The record is from RefSeq and is a predicted model, not a curated record. Gene Ontology annotation, molecular function: G protein-coupled receptor activity. Gene Ontology annotation, biological process: G protein-coupled receptor signaling pathway.